CAGCCAAUGGCGUCGCUCCGUCGCUCCGUUCCUUCCUGAUUCCGUCCACAUAUCAUCGAGCCCGAGGCGUCACGAGCGCCUUCUCUGCCUGCCUGCCUGCACGAGAGAAAGACAGCACCGUCCUUGCACACAGUUAGGCCCGUAAAGAUCCAGAACCAUGUCCAUCCUGAAGAUUCACGCUCGUGAGAUUUUUGACUCCCGUGGAAACCCCACUGUGGAGGUCGAUCUGUACACCAAGAAAGGUCUUUUCAGAGCUGCAGUGCCCAGCGGAGCCUCCACAGGCGUCUAUGAGGCUCUGGAGCUCCGUGACAAGGACCCAACACGCUACAUGGGCAAAGGGGUCAAAAGAGCAGUUAAAUAUAUAAAUGAAUUCUUGGCCCCUGCACUGUGUAACCAGAGUGUGAACGUACUGGAGCAGAACAAGAUCGACCAGCUGAUGCUGGAUAUGGAUGGCACAGAGAACAAAUCUAAGUUUGGUGCUAAUGCUAUCCUGGGCGUCUCCCUGGCUGUGUGCAAGGCUGGUGCAGCAGAGAAGGGCGUUCCCCUCUACCGCCACAUUGCUGACCUGGCUGGCAACCGUGAAGUCAUCCUCCCUGUCCCUGCUUUCAAUGUCAUCAACGGCGGCUCACAUGCAGGCAACAAGCUGGCCAUGCAGGAGUUCAUGAUCCUGCCUGUGGGAGCCAGCAGCUUCAAGGAGGCCAUGCGUAUUGGUGCUGAGGUCUACCACAACCUGAAGAAUGUCAUCAAGGAGAAAUAUGGCAAGGACGCCACCAAUGUAGGAGACGAGGGAGGCUUCGCCCCCAACAUCCUGGAGAACAAGGAAGCUCUGGAGCUGCUGAAGAAUGCCAUCGCCAAGGCCGGCUACACCGAUAAGAUUGUCAUUGGCAUGGAUGUGGCUGCCUCUGAGUUCUACAAGGCUGGAAAGUACGACCUGGACUUCAAGUCUCCUGACGACCCCAGCCGCUACAUCUCCCCUGACAAACUGGCUGACCUCUACAAGAGCUUUGUCAAAGAUUACCCUGUGGUGUCCAUUGAGGACCCCUUUGACCAGGAUGACUGGGACGCGUGGUCCAAAUUCACAGCCUCCACCAGCAUCCAGGUGGUGGGCGAUGACCUCACAGUCACCAACCCCAAACGCAUCCAGAAGGGUGUGACCGAUAAAGCCUGCAACUGCCUGCUGCUUAAAGUCAACCAGAUCGGCUCCGUCACAGAGUCCCUGCAGGCCUGCCAGCUGGCCCAGAAGAACGGCUGGGGCGUGAUGGUCAGCCAUCGCUCUGGAGAGACAGAGGACACCUUCAUCGCUGACCUGGUGGUCGGUCUCUGCACUGGACAGAUCAAGACAGGUGCACCUUGCCGAUCUGAGCGCUUGGCCAAGUACAACCAGCUGCUCAGGAUUGAAGAGGAGCUCGGCGACAAGGCCCGCUUUGCCGGCCAGAACUUCAGACACCCCAUCUGAGCUGGUCUACCUCCUUGGGCCUCCGUGUGUUCACUGCUCAUAAAUAAUCCCCACACACAUAUACGCCACGCUAGGUUGCCUGCCCUGUCUGGAGAGAAGGUGGAGAGAUUACUGCCGAAAUCCGAGGUCCAAGUCUGUGGUUUGUGGCGUGGAGAGGCUACAGUACGUCCUAGUACAACCACAGCUCAGCUCAUCCUCAAACUAUGCUUAAGCUCCUGAAUAGUGUUGGUCCCUAUGUGUGUGUCCAUGUAAAUGUGUGAGAGGUUUUCGUUUAGCUUCAUGUGAGUUGUAGUGAUUUUUUUUGGUCCUCUGAGUAUUUGAGCUACUGUAAGUGUAGUCCAGCUCUGCCUCGAGCAGUGGUAACAGUACUGUAUGUGCAAUGUGUCGCAUCUGACAAGGUCUUGUGUUGCUGUAAGCGUUGGCAGGAACAUGUAAUAAACAACAUAGUUUGAAACGUU
This is a messenger RNA of Epinephelus moara (kelp grouper), 1914 nucleotides long. It is a transcript of the gene eno1a, whose product is annotated as enolase 1a, (alpha). The record is from RefSeq and is a predicted model, not a curated record. The transcript has 12 exons. Gene Ontology annotation, biological process: glycolytic process. Gene Ontology annotation, molecular function: phosphopyruvate hydratase activity; magnesium ion binding. Lineage: Eukaryota; Metazoa; Chordata; Actinopteri; Perciformes; Serranidae. The coding region runs from base 158 to 1456 and encodes 432 amino acids. Gene Ontology annotation, cellular component: phosphopyruvate hydratase complex.